CAAAGUCAAGGCUCAAUUUUUAUCCUACACCCAUUCUGGUCUGAACUUCAAAAUUCAAAAACAAGAUGUCCGAUAUCAACUUGGUUGCAUACAACGUCUUUCGACGCGAUCUGGCCAGGAUCUUCAGGACAUUCAAUUCGUCUACACAAACCGAUUUUACGGAUGAAAUCGGCACAAGCACUGACCUUGAUGUCAAAGCCGGUUCGGAAUCGAGUCUUUCAAAACUUUACGAUCUGGAAUUGGAUUAGUUAGGUAGAAUAAU
This is a messenger RNA of Drosophila rhopaloa, 262 nucleotides long. RefSeq lists its product as uncharacterized. Lineage: Eukaryota; Metazoa; Arthropoda; Insecta; Diptera; Drosophilidae. The transcript is spliced from 2 exons. The coding region runs from base 66 to 248 and encodes 60 amino acids. The record is from RefSeq and is a predicted model, not a curated record.